Rana temporaria (common frog) is the source of this 4270-nucleotide messenger RNA. It is a transcript of the gene CUEDC1, whose product is annotated as CUE domain containing 1. The transcript has 12 exons. The record is from RefSeq and is a predicted model, not a curated record. Lineage: Eukaryota; Metazoa; Chordata; Amphibia; Anura; Ranidae. Gene Ontology annotation, molecular function: ubiquitin binding. Bases 696 to 1814 code for a protein of 372 amino acids.
AAAAUAAACAUGCCUCCCCUUCCCAAGAUGCUCCUUGUGCCCCUCCUCCUCAUUAUUCACUGCCCCUGAAGCUGGAUCCUCCUCCUCCAGGAUCUCACCCAGCACCUCCUGUACUUUCCUCAAUACCAUAGAGUUCUGGGGGAGAUAAGGGGAUUUCCCCAGCCUUCCUUCUUUCCCUCCUUCUCUCCGGCCCCCUCCACACCCUCCUCAGCAACUCAACACAUUCUUCAGAAAGAUGCAGCGUGAUGAGCAGUGACACUAACUCCGCACAGCACGGGGGGACUUCAGCCUGUACUGAGGGCAGGAGCCAGCCGACAAUCCGAGGACAGCCCGGCCAUUCACAAGCUGCAUCUGGAAAGUUCUCUGUGGAAGAGGUAGAGAAGAUUUUCCUGACAUUUGCAUGGUAAAAUGUCUGUUGGCAGGAAUCUUCUGAAGAAGCCAAACUUGGCAAGAGUUUAAAUGGUUCAAGGACAACAAUCCAUGCAGAUAUUGAUUUAUUCUGGUUCAAAGCUACACAUUCUCAUGCUUUAAUCUGAAGAUAUUGCUCAUGAAGAGGACAUACCCAGGCCUUAAUCUGUCUGAUUAAUAACUAUAGAAACCUAAUUUCUCCAUAAGAAGCCAUGACCAGUUAUUGUGAUUUUCUUACUUUUGGCCACUUAUAAGUUUGAAUCAUUUUUCAAAAACGGUUAUCAAAAAUGACAAGUCUGUUCCGUAGGAGUAACAGCAAUGGCAGUGCACGGAGCAACUCUUCUACUCAGGAACUUAACAAUAGCCGGCCUGUACGCAGGUUGGAGUUCAACCAGGCUAUGGAGGAUUUUAAAACCAUGUUUCCAAACAUGGAAUAUGACAUUAUUGAAUGUGUCUUGAGGGCCAACAAUGGAGCAGUGGAUGCUACUAUUGAUCAGUUACUACAGAUGAACCUGGACGAUGGUGGCUAUGAUGACAGUUCGGACUCAGAUGACAGCAUUCCUCCUGAGAUUCUGGAAAGAACUCUAGAACCAGACAGUUCUGAUGAGGAGGCACCUCCAGUUUAUUCACCACCAUCCUAUGACCUGCAAUCAUUUGACAGACCUCAACCACAAACCCCACCCACACCACCUCCUCGGAUUGAUGUGAUUUCAACCAGUAGCCCUCAGGUACCAAAACUGUGUAGGAACUGGAACCCACCACUCUUGGGGAACUUGCCUGAUGAUUUUCUGCGUAUUUUACCCCAGCAAAUGGACAGUGUUCAGGGUUGCCAGAGUGGACUUUCUUCAUUACAGAGUGAAGACUCCAAAAAAGAGAACCAUGGGUCUGUGGACCAGGAAAGGAAGUUGAAGCAGUAUUUGCAGGAUGAGAGGAUUGCACUCUUUUUACAGAAUGAAGAGUUCAUGAAAGAGCUUCAGAGAAACAGAGAAUUUCUGUUAGCACUUGAAAGAGAUCGUUUGAAAUAUGAGUCUAAAAAAACAAAGUCUAGCAGUGUGCCGGCAAGUAGUGAUUUUAGCUUUUGCCCUUCACUAUCAGCGGAGGAAUUCAAGGCUGUGUCUGGGUGCUGUGAUUCUAAUAAUGUUAUAUCUGAAGAUGCCUUAUUUAGGGAUAAAUUAAAACACAUGGGUAAAUCUACUAGGAAAAAGUUGUUGGAGAUAGCCCGGGCUUUUUCUGAGAAAACAAAGAUGAGGAAGUCAAAGAGAAAACAUUUGCUCAAACACCAAGUGUUGGGAACUGCAGCCUCCACAGCCAAUCUUCUGGAUGACAUUGAAGGACAUUCUUGCGAUGAAGAUGUCCAGGCAAGAAUGAAACAGCUCAAUAAUGCAGGAGAGGAAACACAAAAAUAAGGACAAUCAAAAUCUUAAAUUCCGUCAAAACCUCUUUGUGGGUCCCAAUGGCUGAUGGAAAAUAACUACAGACACAGGACAUUUGGCUACCUGUUGUGGUGCAGUCAACCCCUUGUAGAAGAUAUACUGUAUACAUGGCACAACAUUUAUAAUUACUUAUUUUAGUAUCUGCUGAGGGCAGUCAAAUCUCAGAGACAUUUUAGUAGCCAUUCUGCUUUAUUAAUUGUAUGUUUUAAAAUGGUACAAAUUGUAUACAACUUUGUUUUUAACUUUUUUUCCCCCUUUUCUUACAGGAUAAUGUCCUGUUUGUGAAAUGUUUAACAGAAAUACAGCACAGAUUUUUUUAAAGUUAUUUUUAGUAUAGAUAUUGCUAAAAUGAGUAUCUGUAUUAUGGCCUAGAUGAAAGGGCCCAAAGUAAACGCAUCUGCAGACAAUAGAUAGUGGUUGGCGGUCAUAAAAAGCUCCAGCCAUCUUGUUUUUACCUGGUGCUGAGAUAUACAUGUAUUCUAGUGUGCUAUCGGUGUGCAUUUGUUAUAAAUACUGUGUUCUGCUCAUAUUUUCACUGAUACUGGGGUCACCGGCCUUAAAUGUCCUACUGGUCAAUAAUUGUACAGCUUGAGUGCCCUUAAGUUUUCUGUGGCGGCAGUUUGUAAUCUGUUACAGCCCAGUUGUUGCCUACACCUUUCAAACCUAUGGGUAUAGGACAAGGUUCAUGGGUACCAAACUCCUCACUGUUGAUUUACACAUCUAUUCAGUAUUUAAACAUUUGCUAUAAGUGGUUUGACCUGUCCUAGAUUAGAGUUUAAUCAGCUCUUUGCCCAUUCGUUAUUAAAUCAUGUUUGUCUGUAGCAUGUCUCUGAUAACCCGUAAGAUCAAACGAAUACGUUGGGUCUAAACUCUACAUAGCUUUACAGAACUAUAUAAUUUUAAAAGACGUAGCCAGCAAGUUUGUGCUUAUGAAAAGUUAAUAAAUUGCUUUUAUUUUUAAAAGCAAUAUCCUUACAGCAAGGAAACAAUGUAGACUACACUAGACUUUAACAUGACUCUCAAAGUAGUGAUUUCAACCGUUAUUUUGUAUAGUCAUUAGAAGUUAGUCAAGGUUCCCUAGAGCAUAGAAGCAAAUCUGGAUUAUUCGUAAUAUUUCAAGUAAAAUAUUUUUGCAUAUUUAUGUUCUGGUAUUUGAAAAUAUUUUUGGAUUGCAGAUAUAGUGGCUAACAGAUUAACAGGCUACAUUUUCUAGUUUGUGAUUAAAUAGUUAUCUGGCUUUAGGAUUUUAUAUAGGGUAUUCAUAAUAUGUAAGAAAUAGCUAAUCCACCAGUAAAGACCGUUUGAAUUACUUUAAACACCCAUUUCUUCAACUAAUUCAUAGGUAUGUUCCACCUUAUCAACACUACACCACUUGGCCUGUUUAGACAGGAAAGGGCAAGUUCCUCCAUUUUGCAAAAAUACCUACAUUGGAUAAAUAUUGACCUAGUAAAAGAGUAAAAAGUACAUGGUAGUGAAUUGUAAUAUGUUUUCUAAAAUAACUACACAAAGUACAGAGAUUGCUAUUUUUUAGCCUGUAUGUGUUUUCUUAAUGAACCCCACUGCAUGGUUUGCAAAGAAGUGUGUAAUGUAGUGGGACAGGGACACCUGCUGAAAUGAAAAGGGACACCCAAUCUAACAGAGAGCAGCGUGUGCCUAGGUUUCCCUAAUGGAGAGUUCUGCUUUAGGCAGGGUUCACAUCAGUGUGGUACGUUUUUUUUCUGCAUCAUGUUUUUAUAGGCCUUUUACACACAUUUUUUGAUGUGCCGCUAUUAAAUUCUGUUCACGUUCACUUUGAUGUACUUUCAUGAAAAUGCAGGUUCUAUGAGUUUAAUGGCAGCCGCAUCUAAAAAAACACAACACAAAAACUGGACCGCACUGAUGUGAAUGGGGCUUUAAAGGGAAGGUCAGAGGAUGUGAGGAGAUAAUCGGAGAGAACAACGUAGAGAACGAAUAGCAAGGAAAACCUAUUCCUGCCCCAUGUCAGACUCGCUGUUAGCUGACAUCUUUAUCUAAAUACACAACCAACAAUUGUGUCCUUAUUUUCACUUUUUUUUUUUUUAAAUGUACAAAGCAAUUUAAAAGUAAAAAUAGAAAUCUGUAUAAAUUCCAUUGUGUUUGAGAUCCGAAAGUAACACGUGUGUUGCCUGUACAGCUGCUUGCUUGAAGAGGCUGCAUUUAGAACAUUUAUUGAAAAAUCUAAAGAUACAACCCACAGUAUAUUCACAGCUGUGACCCUUGACUCGGUUAAGUGGAUUUGAAUCGCUUUAGGAGUAUUUACAUAAACACACCUGGAUCUGAGUUUUUUUAACCAAAAGAAGUAGCUCAAUCAACAAAAGGCGCACAUUGGUAUGGUUACAUAUUUGCAAAUAAAACCCAAGACAAUGUACAGUACAUGUAUGGUGGGUUUAGUGAUAUUUACAUAUAUAACA